AUGACAUCACUCAGAGUCCUUGAUGUGUCAGUUACCAAUCUGAAUGAGACUGCGAACCUUAAAAGUCUUCUUAAAAAUCUUUGUUGUUUGGAAAUCCUCGACCUUUCUGGAAAUGUCUUGAAUGGAGAUAUAGUGGCCUUGAUGGAGGGGCUGCCACGAUGCGCAUGGAAAAAACUACUAGAGCUAGAUUUCAGUGUUAACAAAAUCAUUGGGACCCUGCCAAAUUUUAUGAGGGAAUUCAGAAGCUUGAGCAUGCUUGACCUGUCCGACAACAACCUUGUUGGACCUAUACCACCAGUGGUUUGGAAUUUGACGCAUUUAACCUUACUUAAACUUGGCUGGAAUCAGCUCAACGGGAAUGUACCAACUGAAAUUGGUGCCCUUAGUGCUCUGACUGUUUUAGAGAUAAGUGCCAACAACUUGACCGGAGGUAUUCCGUCCGAGCUUGGAAAAUUGAAGCAUUUGGCGACCCUUAGGCUCGGAGGCAACAAAAUUACUGGACCUAUUCCACUAGAGGUUAUGCAUUCAACUAGCUUAACCAUGCUAGACCUUUCCAGUAAUCACCUCAAUGGAAGUGUGCCCACUGAAUUAGGUUCCCUGAAGAAGUUGGUAUAUCUGUACCUAGGCGGCAACGACCUUAGUGGUGUGAUCACGGAAGAACACUUUGCAAACUUAACAAGUUUAUUGAACAUAGACUUGUCUUCCAAUAAUUUGAAGAUUGUAGUGAACUCAGAUUGGCGUUCUCCCUUUAGGCUACAGUUCGCAGAUUUUGCAUCUUGCGAAAUAGGUCCUCUCUUUCCAGCUUGGCUUCAACAGCUGCGGGGAAUCACUCAUCUUGACAUUUCGGGCACAGCUUUAGAGGAUAAGUUUCCUGAUUGGUUUUGGUAUACAUUUUCACAGACAAGAUAUCUCGACAUCUCUAACAACCAGAUGAGUGGCAGUUUACCAGCACAUCUGGAUGACAUGGCUUUGGAAGAACUCCACCUAAGUUCAAACCGACUCACCGGGUCAAUACCUUCGUUGCUGACAAAUAUCACAAGGUUAGACAUCUCCAACAACAAAUUUUCAGGAGUAAUACCAUCAAAUUUUGAAGCCUCCAAGCUUGAAAUGUUGCUUAUCUAUUCAAAUCGAAUUGGUGGGUACAUUCCAGAUUCUAUUUGCAAAUUGCAACAAUUAUCGUAUCUGGACUUGUCGAACAAUUUUUUUGAGGGUGAAAUUCCUCAAUGUUUUGACAUCCAACAAAUGAAAUAUCUUUUGCUCAGUAACAACAGUUUAUCAGGAAGAUUCCCAGCAUUUUUGCAGAACAACACAUAUUUGGAGUUCUUGGAUCUUGCAUGGAACAAGUUAUCUGGAAGAUUGCCUACAUGGAUAGGAGAUCUGGGGAAACUGCAUUUUGUAUUAUUGAGCCACAAUGCAUUUUCGGAUAAUAUUCCGGUGGACAUAACAAGGCUUAUGGUUCUUCAGUACUUGGAUUUGUCAGGCAACAAUUUCUCUGGUUCAAUACCUUGGCAUCUAUCAAACCUAACACUUAUGAAAAAGGUACAUAAGCAGCAGUUCAUGUAUAUUGAUGAUGGAAGAAAUAUUCUUAGUAGUUACAAAAGGACAGCAGCUUGUGUAUGGUAG
Molecule: messenger RNA, 1623 nt
Organism: Triticum turgidum subsp. durum (durum wheat)
Lineage: Eukaryota; Viridiplantae; Streptophyta; Magnoliopsida; Poales; Poaceae
Source: the annotation of a GenBank genome assembly